Molecule: messenger RNA, 1918 nt
Organism: Olea europaea var. sylvestris
Lineage: Eukaryota; Viridiplantae; Streptophyta; Magnoliopsida; Lamiales; Oleaceae
Product: cyclase-associated protein 1-like
Exons: 10
Coding region: 197-1609 (470 amino acids)
Biological process (GO): regulation of adenylate cyclase activity; cytoskeleton organization
Cellular component (GO): cytoplasm
Molecular function (GO): adenylate cyclase binding; actin binding
Source: RefSeq, a predicted model, not a curated record
AAAUGAAAAAGAAAAAGACAUCUCCAUUUUCUCUUAACCUCUUAAGUUUUUCAACCAAAAUCUACUUUUUAUUUUGAAAGGCAAAAAUCUAUUAAGAAUUUUAUUUCCAUUAAGGUGAUAUUGACAGAUCAACUCUGAUUGGAAUCGAAAACAAAGCAAUUCUAGAGAGAGAAAGAGUGGAGAGUGAGCUGAAGAAAUGGAUGAGAAUUUGAUAAAACGGCUGGAAUCCGCGGUGGCGCGGCUGGAGGUGCUGUCCGCUAGUGGUGGUGCGGCGGAGGUCGGUGGAGAUGCUGCGGUGGCGAUGGAUCCGUCGAUUAUCGCGUUCGGGGAUCUAAUAUCGGAGUAUGUUGCGAAGGUUAAGAUUGCUGCGGAGAAGAUAGGAGGAAAGGUUUUGGAGGUGUCGAGGAUUGUUGAGGAAGCGUUUUCCGUACAGAAGGAGCUGCUUAUUAAGAUUAAGCGAACUCAGAAACCUGACACGGCAGGGCUAGUUGAAUUUCUUAAACCAUUGAAUGAGGCGAUUGCAAAAGCUAAUGCAUUAACAGAAGGAAAGAGACCUGAUUUUUUCUACCACUUGAAGUCAGCUUCUGACAGUCUGACUGCUCUGGCAUGGAUUGCAUAUGCAGGAAAAGAUUGCGGUAUGAGCAUGCCUAUUGCACAUGUGGAAGAGAGUUGGCAAAUGGCUGAAUUUUACAAUAACAAGAUUCUUGUGGAGUACAGAAACAAAGAUGCUAAUCAUGUUGAGUGGGCAAAGGCUUUAAAGGAGCUUUAUGUACCAGGAUUGAGGGAUUAUGUAAAGAGUCACUAUCCAUUGGGCCCUAUAUGGAGUGCCACUGGAAAAACAACAGCAUCAGCUCCACCGAAAGUUUCUAAGCCAGGUGGUCCUGCACCUCCCCCUCCACCUGCUAAGCUAUUCUAUUCUGAAACUCAUCAGCCUUCAUCAUCGCGCCCGAAAGAAGGGAUGGCUGCUGUUUUUCACGAAAUUAAUUCUGGACAGUCAGUAACUUCUGGAUUGAGGAAAGUCACUGAUGAUAUGAAGGUGAAAAACCGUGUGGACAAGACUGGCUUUGUUAGUGCUGGUGAGAAAGAAGGUCGCACUAGCUCACCGUCUUUUUCAAAGACAGGGCCCCCAAAAUUGGAGCUUCAAAUGGGUCGUAAAUGGGUGGUCGAGAAUCAAAUUGGAAAGAAGAAUUUAGUAAUUGAUGAUUGUGAUGCAAAACAGUCCGUGUAUGUUUUUGGUUGCAAAGAUUCUGUUCUACAGAUCCAAGGUAAGGUGAACAACAUUACUGUAGACAAGUGCACCAAGAUGGGGGUUGUAUUUACGGAUGUUGUGGCAGCUUGUGAGGUUGUCAAUUGCAGCGGCGUUGAGGUGCAAUGCCAGGGCUCGGCUCCUACCAUAUCGGUGGACAAUACAGCAGGUUGCCAAUUGUACCUGAGUAAAGAUUCUUUGGAGGCUUCUGUAACCACAGCUAAGUCAAGUGAAAUCAACGUGUUGGUACCUGGCUCUGGGCCUGAUAGCGACUGGGUGGAGCAUUCUUUACCGCAGCAAUACGUGCAUGCAUACAAGGAUGGCCAUUUUGUAACUACGCCCGUCUCCCACUCUGGAGGAUAACUGGAAAAGGGAAUUUUGAAAUUUUCACAUUUAUUUUUAUCUGGUUUCUUGCUUCUGUUUCUUUUCCCUUUUAAAAUGAUUGAGGGGUGGCUUUUCAUUUUCAUUUUUAAUUUUUCAAUUUAUUGAGGUUUGUUGUGGUGCCAUUUUGAUUCUCUCAUAUAGAACUGUUGUCUUCCGCAUCUUUUGUCUGUAAUUUAUUCUUGAAGGAGUGUCUUUAACGUAAAAUCUUUGUUAUCACUUGAAUAAUUUAUGUGUCAAGAGUUCAAAAUUUGGUUGAAAUGCUCGAAUCCUUCAAAUUUACCACUUAUA